This is a messenger RNA of Thermochaetoides thermophila DSM 1495, 876 nucleotides long. RefSeq lists its product as uncharacterized. The record is from RefSeq and is a predicted model, not a curated record. Lineage: Eukaryota; Fungi; Ascomycota; Sordariomycetes; Sordariales; Chaetomiaceae. The transcript has 5 exons. Gene Ontology annotation, molecular function: catalytic activity. Bases 1 to 876 code for a protein of 291 amino acids.
AUGGCCACCUUUUUACGCCUUAUUCGCUUCCUGGCUCGGGAUGGCCGGACUUAUUACGGCGAUGCCAUUCUUCCUCGGGGAGUGACUGAUAUCGCCAAGGCACGCCAGGCUCGCAUUGUGCAGGGCGACAUCUUCGGCAAGCACACCGUCACCGAUGUUGUGGCUGACAUCCGGCUGCUGCUGGCGCCUCUGGCUCCCGAGCACAUCCGGACAGUGAGGUGUCUGGGGUUGAACUAUGCUGCUCAUGCUAAGGAGUCCAAUAUGCCCAUCCCUCAGUACCCCAUCGUCUUCUACAAACCCUUCACGGCAAUCGCCGGCCCCAUCGAUCCGAUCCCCGUCCCACCAGUCGCCCAAAAUCUCCCCGGCCUAGACUAUGAAUGCGAGCUGGUAGCCAUCAUCUCCAAGCCCUGCCGUGACGUCACCGAAGAUACCGCGCUCGACUAUGUUCUUGGGUACGCAGUCGGCAACGACGUCUCACACCGUGAAUGGCAGCUGCGCCGUGGUGGCGGGCAGUGGUCAAUGGGCAAGGGAUUCGACGGGUGGGCGCCGUUGGGGCCAGGGAUUGUUUCCCCUAAGUUGAUUCCUGACCCACAAAAGCUGGCCAUUAAGACUAGAGUGAAUGGGGUUACGAGGCAGGAGAGCAAUACAGGAGAUAUGAUUUUCAGCGUGAAGAAGACUAUUGCGUUUUUGAGUCAAGGGACGACGUUGAUGCCGGGGGAUGUUAUCUUUACUGGGACGCCGCAGGGCGUAGGCAUGGGAAGGAAUCCGCAGGUGUGGUUGAAAGAUGGUGAUGUCGUUGAGGUUGAGCUUGAGGGCGUUGGGACAUGCACUAACAAGGUUGAGUAUACUCCUACUUCAAAGGAAUCAAAAAUUUAG